AUGAACGACCCGUUUCUCCGCAGCACAACCCCCUCCGGAGACCCCAACAACAGCAGCAAUGACAAUAAUAACAAUCGUCUGCUUGGAUCGCCGGAAGGCAGGGUCAGCGAUCUCGAGCAGGAAGUUCUCGAUGAGUAUACACGGUUACUCGAGAACGUCAACAAGUUAUCAGACGCUCUCGCCACUCUCUCUGACUCCCCAGCAUCCCCAACCCUCGACGGCCUACGACACCUCGAACGCAAAACGGCGACGGUGUACACGCUCCUCAAAGCGAGUGUCUACAGUAUCGUUUUGCAACAGCAGAUUAUCAACGAUGACGAGGUUGCCGCUGCUGCGACAUCAUCCUCAAACACCGGGCAUGAUGAUGGCUAUCAUCCGAAUAUGGAGGAUGCUUCGGUCAUGUCAAGUGAUCAUCAUAUUAUGCAUGGGCAUGGACAUGGGGUUUAA
Talaromyces atroroseus is the source of this 447-nucleotide messenger RNA. RefSeq lists its product as hypothetical. Gene Ontology annotation, biological process: attachment of spindle microtubules to kinetochore. Lineage: Eukaryota; Fungi; Ascomycota; Eurotiomycetes; Eurotiales; Trichocomaceae. The coding region runs from base 1 to 447 and encodes 148 amino acids. The record is from RefSeq and is a predicted model, not a curated record. Gene Ontology annotation, cellular component: DASH complex; mitotic spindle. The transcript has 2 exons.